AUCAAUUACUGUUCAGUCGCGUUUUGAAUCGGUAGCACAUGCAGUCGCGUACGCGGAUUAGCAGUAAGGAAGUGUAUUAAGGAUAGACUCUCCUAUUGAAUCGAAGUGGUGUCCACCUCAAUAAUGGGGUCAUUAACAAAAACACUGUGCAAAUUAUUAACUUUGGGUAUUUUGUGUCAUGUGGCGGUUGCCAAAGUAUUCGAACGCUGUGAACUAGCAAAACUUCUCAAGGAUAAGCACAGAUUAUCAAUAGAUGAAGUCGCGAACUGGGUGUGCAUAGCCCAACACCAGAGCAAUUUUAAUAGUGGUUUAAGAACUGGAGCUCCGGACAAUGGAGCACAUGGACUGUUCCAAAUAAGUGAUCAGUUUUGGUGUUCACCUCCGGGAAAAGGAGAUGCGUGUGGAGUGUCAUGUGAUCGUCUUCGUGAUGACGACCUUACUGAUGACAUCGAUUGCGUCCGAAGAAUAUACGACGAGCAUCAAAGGAUCUCUGGAGACGGGUAUACCGCUUGGACCAUGUACACGAGAUUUUGUAAAGGCCGGGCGAAAAAAGCAAUAGAAGGAUGUUUUGAAUCACCAUACCCAAAAAGAGCUUUAGAUCGGUUCGAAUCUUCUUUGAAUACGUUAUCAAUCGUGUACAAUAAAGCCAAAUCGAAGGUCUACACCAGAUGUGAGUUGGCCAAAGAACUUAGAUACAAACAUAAUGUUCCAACAGAACAAAUUGCCACUUGGGUUUGCAUUGCCAAACACGAGUCAAAUUUCAACACUUCCGCAAUAGGAAGGCUCAAUACUGAUGGCAGCGGAGACCAUGGAUUAUUCCAAGUCAGCGAUAUUUACUGGUGUUCACCCCCCGGACAAGGCUGGGCGUGUGGACUUUCAUGUAGCGAUCUUGAAGAUUCUGAUAUAACAGACGACGUCGAAUGCAUCAAAAAGAUUUACGAAGAACAUACAAGAAUUUCGGGAGAUGGAUUCAAUGCUUGGGUUACAUAUCAGCCGCAUUGUAAAGGUCGGGCCGACAAUUAUAUACAAGGAUGUUUUACUGACAUCGACAGCACGACUUCCGAACCGGUACAUCAAGUAGGGUUUCCGCAAAAGCCGCAUAAGCGUCCGCUAUCCAAACCGAGUAAGCCAGGAAAAGUAUACACACCAUGCGAGCUCGCAACGGAAUUAAGACAUAAACAUAAAAUCCCGCUUGAGCAAAUCGCAACUUGGGUCUGCAUUGCGAAGCACGAGUCCAACUUCAAUACUUCCGCGAUAGGUCGACUCAAUACGGACGGAAGUGAGGACCAUGGUAUCUUCCAAGUGAGUGAUAUCUACUGGUGCUCGCCUCCGGGAAAUGGCUGGGCUUGUGGAUUGUCUUGUGGCGAUCUUGAAGACUCUGACAUCACGGAUGACGUCGAGUGUAUUAGAAAAAUUUAUGAAGAGCAUACACGACUGUCAGGAGAUGGAUUCAACGCUUGGACUGUUUACAAACCCCAUUGUAAAGAAAAGGCAGAUCGUUAUAUUCAAGGAUGUUUCAGUGAUACGGCAACUAAUUAUGUCACAGAGCAACCUCAACAACGGCCCUCUCAAAGUCAGGUUGUCUCAAAACCUAAGGGCAAAGUGUAUACACCGUGCGAAUUGGCCAAGGAGCUUCGCUAUACGCAUAAGAUCCCAAAGGAGCAAAUCCCCACAUGGAUUUGUAUCGCUAAACAUGAAUCUAAUUUUAACACAUCUGCCAUCGGUCGGUUGAACGGUGGCGGCAGUGAAGAUCAUGGACUGUUCCAAAUAAGUGAUAUCUAUUGGUGCUCACCGCCAGGAAAAGGUUGGGUUUGUGGAUUAUCUUGCAGCGAAUUGGAGGAUUCUGACAUUACAGACGACGUUGAAUGUAUGAAGAAAAUUUAUGAAGAACAUCAAAGGCUGUCUGGGGAUGGUUUUAAUGCUUGGGCCGUAUAUAAACCCUAUUGUCAAGGCAGAUCUGAAGAUUAUAUUCGCGGAUGUUUUGCCGACUAUGAGGGUGGUUCAGAGAGUUUGUCUCCCGUCAUUCCGGAUCGCGGAAGUCAUAGAUCACCCAGCAGGCCGAGCCGCGGGCGAGGUAAAAUUUAUACUCCUUGUGAGCUAGCAAAGGAACUGCGCUACAAGCAUCAUAUCCCUCUCGAGCAGAUCGAUACGUGGGUAUGUAUUGCUAAACAUGAGUCGAAUUUCAACACCUCCGCAAUCGGACGACUCAAUGGAGACGGUAGCGAGGAUCACGGAUUAUUUCAAAUUAGCGAUAUAUACUGGUGUUCUCCACCAGGAAAAGGCUGGGCUUGCGGAUUAUCUUGUAGUGAUUUAGAAGAUUCAGAUAUCAGUGACGAUGUUGAAUGCAUUAAAAAAAUUUAUGAAGAGCACACAAGAUUAUCUGGAGAUGGAUUCAAUGCAUGGGCUGUAUACAAUCCGCAUUGUAAAGGACACUCGCGCAGUUACACUCAGGGCUGCUUUGACGAUUAUUUAACUGAAACCGUCACUAAUGCUUUAAUACCUGUUGUUGAACCUAAACAGGUUUUAAGAGGUCCGAGCAAGAUUUACACUCGAUGUGAAUUGGCUGAUGAGUUGCGAUUUAAGCACAAACUGCCUGAGGAUCAAAUUGCAACCUGGGUAUGUAUCGCAGAACACGAAUCCCGUCUCAAUACCGGUGCAAUGAAUGCUGGAAGUGGAGAUCACGGUCUAUUUCAAAUUAGUGAACUUUUUUGGUGCGAUACAUCUGGACCUGGAAAAGAGUGCAGAGUAGAAUGCUCCAAAUUUCGAGAUGGUGAUAUAACUGAUGAUGUUGCAUGUAUAAAAAAAAUUUACAAGGAGCACUCCAGAUUGUCUGGAGAUGGAUUCAAUGCUUGGGUUGUUUACCCACAACACUGCAAAGGUCGAGCGGACAGCUAUGUGAAGGGUUGCAGCCAGGUUCCCCCUCAAACUAUAAAACCCACUAAACGUCCUCAAAUCCCAAUCCCAGCAAUCACUGCUCCAAGCAACCUGCCUGAUUACAGAGAACAAUUCCUUAAGCAGAAAUUCACCACAAAAGUUCCGUUAUACUCUGCUACACGAAAACCACCGGCUUUUGGAUCCCGCCAAGAUAAUGUUGUAGUUACACCAACUUCACAAACAUUUGAUGACGUAUUUUUCUCUAGCAGAUUCCCAUUCGAGAGAAUCAGGCCCACGACUCAUCCUAAAAUUUCACGCCCGACAGUGUCAACCAUCAGACCACAACCCACUUUCCCUCCAGGGCAGCCCGGAACAACUGCAGGAUCAAGGUUUAGCUUACCGUCUGCGACCCCAGCACCGGGCCGACUCUCAACUACUAGAAAGCAAUUUAUUUCUCCAACCGAAGCACCUAAGACUUCCAUUUACAAUGCGUUUGAUUCUUUCACGAGACCAAUUAUUAUUACACCGACAACCAAACAACCCGCAAAAGUUACAACUUCUAAUAGGUUUGCUGCAUUCGAUGCAACAAGCCGCUUCUCAACAACUAAAGCAUAUUCAAAACCUACGCCCACCACAAUUGCCUCUAAGAUUACAACGGCCUACCCCCGACAACAUACAAGACCCUCACCUACAUACUUCGGACGAACACGGCCAACUCCUACUUUACGACCGGAAAUCUUCAUACCAUCUCAAGUGCCGAAAACGUAUGACAACGUUUUCGAUUUCUAUUUUGACCUUUAUAAACUUCAACGUCAACCAAUCAACAUUCCCACACCAAGGUUCCAGGCUUCUUCAGCUCUUAUCUACCAAGGAACGACAAAGUCGCCAUUCGUGGCCCAAGAUAUCCAAACUUCUAAAGUUCGGGAUUCACUUGCUUUGCGAAACCCGCCGGCAUCCACUGUACAGCCAUUUGUUUCCAGUGAUUUUUCAGCAACGCCGGAGUUCCGCGGUUACCGCUUCGGCACCGCGUAUGAUAAUAAACCCAGCCAAUUAUUUGGAGGGGCAGCAGUCCCAAGAAAGCCCCUGCCAUCAGAAAAUAUAGAAAUAACAAGAAGACCAGCUUAUAGGUUUGGACAGUUCUCUCCCAUAUCUGCUAACAAUGUAACCAGGAAUUAUCAAACUACGAGAUUACCAACCUAUAGAGAGUUCACAACAGUAGCACCAGUUCUUGAUAGCACAAGUCAAUUCCGUGGAUUCCGGUUUGGACUUGCUUACACUAGUCAAGCACAAACAUUGCCGGAGUCAUCUACACGGAGACCCUUCUGGGUUGAAGAUGCAACUGUGUUUAGUACAAGAAGGCCUUUCGAAGUCGAGGACGCAGCUGCAUUCACCUCAAGAAAACCGUUCCAAUUCGAAGAUAACCAGCACUUUACCAACAGGAUCCACCCUACUGAAGCACCAAUAAAAUUCAGCGCAACCAAUGCACCUUUUUCUUUUGAUAACUUCAACGGCCCAGACCUCAAUAGAGACUCCGUAACAAGAAGGCCGUUCCCCCGCGGAAACUUCGCCAUUUCCGAAUCAAGGACCUUGUCCAGUAAUGAGGACCUUACAACGCUCUCCUCCCAGACGGGGAAACCUUUCGGGUUCCGUUCACGAUUUUAUCCAGAUGAUGAUUCCGUUGCGGAAUUCCAAUCAACGACACUUAGCCCUAGAAAUGCAUUCGACGAGUUGUUCGAUCGAUUCGUUCACUGAAACGAAAAUUUAGCCAUGACAUUCGUACAAGACUUUUUUAUCAACCAAUUAUAAAAAAUAUUGACGAUUUCGGCGAGCAUUUAAUCCAUUCGUAAAUUAUCAUAUUUCCUAGAUGUGCACGUCCAUGCAUAAAUCGAAGACGUCGAACCAGGUCCAUCGCUUUUUAUUAAUGUUUAGUUUUAUUCAUCGCGAGAUAAUGCCCAUAUGGCGAUUUUUUAUAAACAAGACUUAUAUGUAUAUGUAUGUAUGUAAUAUUAAAAAUUCAUAUCUUGCCGAAAUAUGAUAGCUAGUCCGUAGCGAAUAGUGGUAGGUAGUUUCGUCACAAGAUAACUAGAUACUCGUAGUUUAUCUGCAUUCGAGUCAGUCGAGUUGACUUCAUGUUGCCAUAAAAUAUCAUAAGCGAUUUUUUUUGUAAAUAUGCCUUUGUAUACUAGUUUGUAAGUAAAUAAAGUCAAUACGCAGAAAUCGAGAAAUUUUUUGAAAAAAAAUUAGCAGAGAAAUAGGCAAAUAACAAUAUGGACAAAAAAUACAUCUAAAAAUUGCACUUGUUCAAAAUAACUUUUUAACAGUGAAGCACAGAUAAAGUUGGAACAACGUCACAAAAAUAGGUUGGUUCUGCUUUAAUGCAAAAGCAGCUGGUCGUCCUUUAGAUCAGUGACUUGAUCUUGAGAGUUUGUCAGAUCGAAUUUGAAGGUUGACGUCCCGAAUAACCUUUUCAAUUAU
Messenger RNA from Hermetia illucens (black soldier fly), 5349 nucleotides. RefSeq lists its product as uncharacterized. The transcript has a single exon. Bases 124 to 4626 code for a protein of 1500 amino acids. NCBI's taxonomy places the organism in Eukaryota, Metazoa, Arthropoda, Insecta, Diptera, Stratiomyidae. The record is from RefSeq and is a predicted model, not a curated record.